AUGAGGACCAGUCCCAGUCUGACUCUAGACCUGAGGACCAGUCCCAGUCUGACUCUAGACCUGAGGACCAGUCCCAGUCUGACUCUAGACCUGAGGACCAGUCCCAGUCUGACUCUAGACCUGAGGACCAGUCCCCGUCUGACUCUAGACCUGAGGACCAGUCCCAGUCUGUCUCUAGACCUGAGGACCAGUCCCAGUCUGACUCUAGACCUGAGAACCAGUCCCAGUCUGACUCUAGACUUGAGGGCCAGUCCCAGUCUGACUCUAGACCUGAGGACCAGUCCCAGUCUGACUCUAGACCUGAGGACCAGUCCCAGUCUGACUCUAGACCUGAGGACCAGUCCCAGUCUGACUCUAGACCUGAGGACCAGUCCCAGUCUGACUCUAGACCUGAGGACCAGUCCCAGUCUGACUCUAGACCUGAGGACCAGUCCCAGUCUGACUCUAGACCUGAGGACCAGUCCCAGUCUGACUCUCCCUCAGUGUGAAGACCCGCUCCUGCUGUCUUCAGUAGAUUCUACAUUCAUGCUGUUUAUUUACAAAGUGCCACAGAACCACAGUCUUUGA
Knipowitschia caucasica is the source of this 567-nucleotide messenger RNA. The record is from the annotation of a GenBank genome assembly. Lineage: Eukaryota; Metazoa; Chordata; Actinopteri; Gobiiformes; Gobiidae.